Euleptes europaea (tarantolino) is the source of this 2030-nucleotide messenger RNA. RefSeq names its product gamma-aminobutyric acid type A receptor subunit alpha2 (gene GABRA2). The transcript has 10 exons. The record is from RefSeq and is a predicted model, not a curated record. The coding region runs from base 52 to 1413 and encodes 453 amino acids. Gene Ontology annotation, molecular function: GABA-A receptor activity; inhibitory extracellular ligand-gated monoatomic ion channel activity; benzodiazepine receptor activity. Lineage: Eukaryota; Metazoa; Chordata; Lepidosauria; Squamata; Sphaerodactylidae. Gene Ontology annotation, biological process: monoatomic ion transmembrane transport; gamma-aminobutyric acid signaling pathway; chloride transport. Gene Ontology annotation, cellular component: neuron projection; dendrite membrane; synapse.
UGCUCCUUCGAGCGCCUCCUGGUGCUCCCAAGGUUUCGCAAGGAAGCAGCUAUGAAGAGGAAACCGAUGCUCAACAUGAUGCAGUUGGUUCUUGUUUUCUUGGGGUGCUUGCCUGCAAGAUCAGUAUUGGCUGACCCCAGUGAAGAUGAAGCGAAAAAUAUCACCAUCUUUACAAGAAUUUUAGACAGACUUCUGGAUGGUUACGACAAUCGUCUGAGACCUGGAUUAGGAGACAGUACAACUGAAGUCUUCACAAACAUCUAUGUGACCAGUUUUGGGCCAGUUUCAGAUACAGACAUGGAAUAUACAAUAGACGUUUUCUUUCGCCAAAAGUGGAAAGACGAGAGGUUAAAGUUUAAGGGUCCAAUGAACAUUCUUCGACUAAACAACUUAAUGGCCAGUAAAAUCUGGACUCCAGAUACAUUCUUCCACAAUGGAAAGAAGUCAGUGGCCCAUAACAUGACAAUGCCAAACAAGCUACUACGAAUUCAAGAUGACGGGACGCUUUUGUAUACCAUGAGGCUCACGGUCCAGGCUGAAUGUCCAAUGCACUUAGAAGACUUCCCUAUGGAUGCCCAUUCAUGCCCAUUGAAAUUUGGCAGCUAUGCAUAUACAAUUUCAGAAGUAACUUACAAGUGGACUUACAAUGCAUCUAAUUCAGUAGAGGUAGCCCCAGAUGGUUCCAGACUGAAUCAGUAUGAUCUUUUAGGUCAAACAGUUGGACAGGAAACAAGUAAAUCAAGUACAGGUGAAUACAAAGUAAUGACAGCACAUUUUCACUUGAAGAGGAAGAUUGGCUAUUUUGUGAUUCAGACCUACCUCCCCUGCAUCAUGACAGUAAUCCUAUCCCAGGUGUCAUUCUGGCUGAACAGAGAAUCUGUCCCUGCAAGAACAGUCUUUGGAGUAACUACUGUACUGACAAUGACAACGUUAAGCAUCAGUGCUCGAAAUUCCCUGCCCAAAGUCGCCUAUGCCACCGCCAUGGACUGGUUCAUCGCCGUUUGUUAUGCAUUUGUAUUCUCUGCCUUGAUAGAGUUUGCCACUGUAAAUUACUUCACAAAAAGAGGAUGGGCCUGGGAUGGGAAAAGUGUAGUCAAUGAUAAGAAAAAAGAAAAAGCAUCUGUCCUUAAGAAAAACAAUGCCUAUGCAGUUGCAGUGGCCAAUUAUGCACCAAAUAUCACCAAGGACUCGGUUCUCCCGACAAUUUCCAAAAGUGCUACCACUUCGGAGCCAAACAAGGCAAAGCCAGAAGCCAAGCCGCAGGAAGCAAAGAAAACCUUCAACAGCGUUAGUAAAAUCGACAGGAUGUCAAGAAUAGUCUUUCCAGUUUUAUUUGGUAGUUUCAACUUAGUGUACUGGGCUACAUAUCUCAACAGGGAGCCUGUCUUACACGGGUUUGAACCAGCGCAAUAAGACCUUAAUUUUCUGCCGAGGGUGUAUAGCAUCAUUAUAAUCAGAUUUGUUUUCCUUUGUAUAGCACGACUAAUAACUGCUAAUCAGUGAACCAAUAUGUACAGAUUGUAUAUAGGUACUAUGUCCGUGUAUCUCCCAAACGAGGUACGCAGAGUUUAUUCCUGGGAUCUGUAAACAGAUAGUACCCAUGGCAAAUAUAGUCUGCUCUCCUGUCCAUGUGAGUUCUCCUCCUAAAGUGGGAUUAGAGUAUGCUGAAUUAUAUCCAUACAACCAUAUAUGGUCCUACAUGACUAUUUAAUAACACUAUUUUUUUAAUUUAAAGUUUAAGAUAUUUUUCUAUAAAAUGACUGAUUCUACUUUAAUGCAAAGAAGCUAUCAUUUAAAAGAGAGGGAUUUUUUUAACAAAAUAAUCUUAAUAAUUUCUUACGGUAGCAGUGCCCAUGUAAAUAUUAUAGAUGUGUGGUGAACGCAAGUAUUCUCUUAUUCGCAAUCAUUACGAGUGCUAGUUACAUUUAAGAGCUUUUGGAAUGUCACAGGUUAGCUUUUUCCUUACUUUUGAGUUGAGCUUUGCCAAUCAGUAGAGUGGCCGGUGCUUGCGGGUCCUCCUGCCACAACAA